GUAUGCUUGUGAUGGAACCAAAAUUUGGAAAUUCCAAAUUCGUAUUGAAGUCAUGAAAUAAUCUUUUUGUCGGAAGGAAAGAAGUGUUAAUAUCAAGUGUUCAAAGUUGAACUGUGAUAAGCAAAAUGAUGAAUAUACUACCAGAGAAAACGAAAACUCGAAAUGUUAAAAAUUUCGCAGUUGCACAGUGGUUACGUAACAUGCCGGAUCAGAGGGAUAAUAAGAUAUCCGCAGAACAGGAACGUUUGAAUAUUGAAAUGAAACCGGAAAAGGUAUCGAAUAUAACAAUCAAAGUAGCACAAGAGUCUGACGUUGAUGAUCAACUUAAUGAAAUCCCGUGCAACAAUAGCAGUUUAAACGCUUGUUCGACACGGCCACUUUCAUUGCACGGAAAUAAAUGUUCUUUUGUAGACUCGGAAUCGAAACAAAGACGAGACGCAUCAGGAAAUGCAAGGCGCGUGAAGUUCGAUGUGGAAAGUCAAAAUGAAAACACAGACAACAUACACGAGGAUGUCGAAAAGCAUGUAAAAUUUUAUGACGUCAUUAUUAGAACAGCUGAAGAGGAUCAUGCUGUUUUGAAAAGGAGUAUGACACAAUUUCUCAAAGAGUCAUCGACUAAUGUAAGGAAGGAGAAGAAAAGUGCCUCUGACAGAAAGUCUAGAAGUUAUAAAUAUAUAACUCAAGUUGACGACUCUGAACAUCGUGAAGAAACAGUUAAUCCUCGAACAACGGUAGCAGACGACAGAAACAUUCGCAGUAGAAAAUCGUCAUCAAUAGUGACGAAGGACUUUGAUGACAUCAUAUUUGAGAAUCAAGCAAUACGGACGGCAACGUCGGGCUUGUCAUCGCCAAAGUCUUAUUCGGUCUAUCAGUCCGGUAGAUCUGGCUUUUCUGCAAAGAGAUGUAACAGACAAAGACCAAAGAAGGUGUGUCUGAAGUACCUAACAGGGACAGAAGAAGUGCAGACACCAGUUAUUAAAGGGCUUGUGGUCGAUGUAGUUGAUAACCAAAAACCAAGCGUUGUUAGGGCUUCAAAGAACGCUAAUAUACGCGAGGAAUUCGCCCUCCGGCAGAAAGUGGAGGGCUACAGGGCCGUGUGCAGCCAGAGUAUUAGUAGAAUAAACCUAGCUCAGAGAAAACUUUGCGGCAAUCUGCUGAACUUAAAAAAGAAAAAGGCGGCAUUGGCUCAAGCUGAAAAGAAACAAAAUGAGGACACUUUCUCCCUCAAAACUAUGACAGAGGAACUUUUCCAUCAGAGUAAAGGCUAUUUUCCUGACACGAGGUUAGAGACGCGAACAUACAAUUUUCCGGCACUCUCUUACCCGAAACGGAGAGUCCUAACUAUAAAUUAGCUUCAAGCAAAGACAAAAAUGUGGUAUUAGUUUUAUGACCACUAUAGAAAAUGAUACAGUCAACAUAAAACAACUUGGUGUGAUUUUCUUCUUAUGCAUUGUAAUUCUAAGUUUUUUUGAAAAAGACUUCUUUUUUGAAAAUGACUUCUUUUUCAACUCAACAUGUUUAUCCAGUUUCUGUUUUAUUUAGGUCUACAUGUUUUAAUUAUUAGAUGACAGCCCAAAAAACUUCAGAGAUGCGUGAUAUCAUGAUAUUUAAUUUUGACACAAAUAGGAGGCCAUGCAUUCCAGCGAAAUGGACUGAUUAUUAACAUUAUCUUGUUGUUGGGACAAAUUAUGUUAUGUCCAAGGUUCUAGUUAACAUGUGCGAUGUGAAUCUAUAUUUUAUUCUAGCAUUUAUCCCGAGAGGAUACAAUAAACGAUUUAACAUUAAAAAAUUCUGAUUUUCCUUUUCAUUAAAUGGUUAAAGCAUGUCACUAUAUGGUGCAGUAACUGCUGACUCAAAUUUGUCUUCUGUGUAAUGAUGUUCCAAUAGACUGUAUACAUGUAGUUUACACAAAGUGUUGAAUAUGUGUGAAUUUGUAAUUUCGAUAUUUCUAUUUAUAGUUAUUUCCAAGAUAGUUUUCAUGAUAAUUUAUUUCUGAAAUAGAAUACAUAUGUAUCUUAAACGAGUUUAUUUCUGUUAGAUUUAAUUUA
Ruditapes philippinarum (Manila clam) is the source of this 2048-nucleotide messenger RNA. RefSeq lists its product as uncharacterized. The coding region runs from base 126 to 1352 and encodes 408 amino acids. The transcript has 4 exons. The record is from RefSeq and is a predicted model, not a curated record. NCBI's taxonomy places the organism in Eukaryota, Metazoa, Mollusca, Bivalvia, Venerida, Veneridae.